AUGCUUUGCUUAUGUGUUCAAGUGUUUACCAUGCUGGUUAUCUGUGCAGCCGACACUGCGAACAGAGAUAUUUCAUAUACAUUCAGAGCUUGGAAUAUGGUUGACCAGCCUUUGCAGGAGCAACUUGCUGUUGUGUAUAAGGAGAUGGAAAACUUGAAACAUGAACAAGCAGUGAUGAAACAAAAGCAAGAAGCCUUGAGCCAGGAAUUACCACACUGUUCACAAAAGCCUAUUGAUACAGACGUGGAGAUGAAUUUGACAUCACUACAAACAGGCAGCAGCCAUUUGCUGUAUACCCUCACCCAGGAUGGAGAUGGAGAUGAAGGCUCUGGUGAGGAUGACAGUGAUGAGUCCUCUGACCCCUGCAAUCACUAUACCGCGCUGGACCAAACCUGGAGAGCCACAAACUACACCACCAAGAAUGUUGCUUGUGACCGUCGUGUCCAGUGGAAGGGCUGGUACCGUCUCUUCUACCGUGGGAAACCCAUCCAGAUGCCCGAGAGGUGUGUGAAGAAAGAAAUGUGUGGCACGCACGCUCCGCUGUGGCUCGUCGGCGGUCAUCCCCGGAUACGAGACGGGGUGGUCACCCGCAAGGUGUGUGGAAACUGGAAAAACAACUGCUGUUUGUUCAAAUCUCCUCCCAUUCAAGUGAAAGCAUGUAGGGGAAACUACUACGUUUACAAGUUUGUCAAACCGGUAGCUUGCCAUAUGGCAUAUUGUGCAGAUAUUAACACGCUUGUCUGUGGAAAGUGCAGAAAAUCUGAGUCUUGCAUCAGCAGAGACAAAAUCACCUGGAUGUGUAAGAAAAACAAAAGUAGAGUGAAAGCAAACGUCCAUUUUUUUGUCACCUACCCGGCCAGCAUCUCAGGAAAAGUGAACAGGAUAAUGUACAGGAAAGUAUAUGUGAAUCAAGGAGGGGCUUUCAGCACUCGCACCGGGACAUUCAGAGCUCCGGUUUCUGGCGUCUAUCAGUUCUUCUUCUCCACACAGACUGGGGGCAGUGGGACAACUGAUCUAUGGCUGGUUGUAAAUAAUUACUGGGUGGCUGUGUCCCAUAGCAAUGUUCAGGGCUCCAGCUCAGUUGGGAAUCUGUCUACGUACAUGACGACUCUGCGCAAGGGUGCUACGGUUUAUGUGACCCAUAAUCGUGGCCGCUCUUGGGCCAAUAAUGCAUCCAACACCAUCGUUUUUGGGGGCUCAUUGCUUAUGGUGAGAAAAAUCUAA
Molecule: messenger RNA, 1224 nt
Organism: Sinocyclocheilus grahami
Lineage: Eukaryota; Metazoa; Chordata; Actinopteri; Cypriniformes; Cyprinidae
Exons: 7
Coding region: 1-1224 (407 amino acids)
Molecular function (GO): protein binding
Source: RefSeq, a predicted model, not a curated record